Messenger RNA from Kuraishia capsulata CBS 1993, 1245 nucleotides. RefSeq lists its product as uncharacterized. The transcript has a single exon. Gene Ontology annotation, biological process: tRNA wobble uridine modification. Gene Ontology annotation, cellular component: transcription elongation factor complex; cytoplasm; elongator holoenzyme complex. NCBI's taxonomy places the organism in Eukaryota, Fungi, Ascomycota, Pichiomycetes, Pichiales, Pichiaceae. The record is from RefSeq and is a predicted model, not a curated record. The coding region runs from base 1 to 1245 and encodes 414 amino acids.
AUGUCUUUCAGAAGAAGGGGAGAUAUAGUUGGAUCUGCCGUUCCGGUGAGGAGCCCGCCUGGUGUCGUUCCUGUACAGAGAGGACCUGCUGUGGGAAGACCUGUCCCCACUGCUACUAGACCUUUAGGAGCCAAACCCGCUUCGCAUGAAAAUAUACCAUUGAAGCAUCCGGGAGUAAAACCUUCGGUGUUUUCGUCUGUUCCAACUAUAUCCACUGGAUCGGCCGACCUGGACCGAGUCCUGGGUCAUGAUGGUCUUCCAUUGGGCCAAUCAUUGUUGCUCGAAGAAAAUGGAACGACCGAUUUCUCUUCCACCCUACUCAAACUAUUUGCAUCUCAGGGAAUAAUCCACAAUAGACUGGAUCCACAGAGACCAAAUACACAUAUCGUUGUAAUAGGUCCCGACCAAUCAUGGGCAAAGGCUCUUCCAGGGUUGUACAAAGGAAGCUCACGCGAACAGAAGAAGAUGCAGAUACAGCAAAACGAGACCAAGAUCAGUGUUUCGAACUUGUCGAAUGAAAAUGCCCCAAAUCGUGACAUGAAGAUUGCAUGGAGAUAUGGCGGAGCCAAAGAGGCCAAGAAUAACGAUACCAGUGUUUCCACACACCCGAACUAUACGCAUACGUUUGACAUCACCUCUUCAUUGAUACCGUCACCUAAUUCCUCCGAGAUCACCUAUCUAAGUAUAGGCGAUUCGCUCCAGAGUACCACAAAGCAACUGGAGUCAAUUGUGAAGCAUAAUAUUGACAAGGUAGUACGAAUAAUCGUGCCCUCUUUUCUGAACCCUGCUCUUUUUGAUAUGAGAUUGUGUCAGCACCAGCAAGUGAUAGCGUUCUUGUAUUCGCUAAGGGCUUUACUCAGAAAGUAUGCGAGAUCCACGGCCUUGGUGAUUUCUCUCAAUUUGGAUCUGUUCCCAAGAGACUCUGCUAUCGUUGCAAUGAUGGAGAAGCUUGUGGAUGGUGUGCUGGAACUGAAGCCAUUCGAGCCAAUACUGUACGAGUACAUGGAGAGAGUGUACAAAAAUCAGCCGACCAAGAUCAAACACGGUCAUUUGAACAUCACAAAACAGCCGUUAAUAUCUGAUCUGGGAAUGAUGACCAUCAAGGAAAUGGAGUUUUCCUUCAAAAACGGUAGGAAGAGGUUUGAGAUCGAGGAAUGGAGUAUCCCCGUGGAGGAAGAGGAAGAUGAAAAAUCACAAAACCCCACGAAUCACGAGAGCCAGACGACAACUAGCAUAGAAUUUUGA